Molecule: messenger RNA, 2466 nt
Organism: Coniosporium apollinis CBS 100218
Lineage: Eukaryota; Fungi; Ascomycota; Dothideomycetes
Exons: 3
Coding region: 1-2466 (821 amino acids)
Biological process (GO): protein ubiquitination; ubiquitin-dependent protein catabolic process
Cellular component (GO): Cul3-RING ubiquitin ligase complex
Molecular function (GO): ubiquitin protein ligase binding
Source: RefSeq, a predicted model, not a curated record
AUGGUUUCUUCUACCACUCAGGGCCUCCACGGCGAUGAUGUAGACUUCGAAAGCACAUGGACCACCCUUGCCUCGUCCUUCAAAGAAAUUCACACCAAGAACGCGUCGAAACUAUCCUACGAAGAACUCUACCGCCACGCCUACCGCAUAGUCCUGAAGAAGAAGGGCGAGGUCCUCUACGGCCGCGUGCGAGAUUUCGAAAAAGAGUGGCUCAGUCAGACGGUUGCCGCAAGCAUACAAGGCCUGGUGACCGGCUCUCUGCGAUCCGGCGCGCAUGGCUCAGCCGCAGUGACGACCGCGAACGAGCGCAGGGAGGCCGGUUGGAGAUUCCUCAAAGGCCUCAAGGAAGCAUGGCAGGAUCACCAGCUCUGCAUGAGCAUGUUGGCGGACGUGCUGAUGUACAUGGACCGCGUUUACUGCACUGAUCAUCGGCGACCUUCAAUAUUUAUUACAGCCAUGAACCUCUUCCGCGACUGCAUCCUCCUUUCCAAAUCCUCCUCUGAAGCCGACAGCCUGACAAUACUGGCAAUUCUGAACGGCAUCAUAUUAGAUCAAAUACAGAUGGAGCGCGACGGCGACAUUAUAGACAAGCAUCUGAUCAAGUCUUGUGUAUACAUGCUGGAAGGACUGUACGAGGCGGAUCAAGAGGUUGAAGAGCAGCGACUCUACGUCACCUCAUUCGAGACGGAUUUCCUCAACGCCAGCCGAGAGUUCUAUAGGAAGGAGGGAGAGUUUCUCCUCCGAGAGAGCGACGCUGGUGCCUACUGCCGCCACACGCAGAGGCGGAUCACCGAAGAGCAGGAUCGAUGCCGCUCGACGCUCUCGGAAACCACAACUCCAAAGAUUGAACAGGUCGUGGAAGAUGAGCUCGUCCGUAACAAGCUGCGCGAGCUGAUCGAGAUGGAAAGCGGAGUCAGGCACAUGAUUGACAAUGACCGCUCGGCCGACCUCCGGCUGAUGUACAUCCUCAACUCAAAGGUCGAUCCGCUGAAGAAGGAACUCACAUCGGCGAUACAACAGCGGAUCAAGGAAAUGGGAGCAGAGAUCAACGCGGCAGCAAUUGCAGCUUCCCAAGCACAGCCCGCACCAGCUGCGGAUGCGGAAGGUGACAAGCCAAAAGCGCCAGGCGACCGUGCUCUCAGCCAGCAGACCGUGGCAGCAUUAAAGUGGGUCGAAGAUGUGUUAAAUCUCAAGGACAAGUACGACAGUUUCUGGAAAUUCUCUUUCGACUCAGAUCAGGGGAUGCAAAAGGCGAUAUCAUCCAGCUUCACCGACUUUAUCAACUCGGCCACGUUUACCCGCAGUUCAGAGUACAUCUCUCUCUUCAUCGACGAGAACAUGAAGAAAGGUAUCAAGGGCAAAACAGAAACGGAGGUCGACCAGGUCCUCGAAAAAGCCAUCAUACUCCUGCAAUACGUCCAAGACAAGGACAUGUUUGAGCGGUACUACAAGAAGCAUCUCUGCCGGCGUCUACUCAUGAAUAAGUCCCUAAGCAACGACGUAGAGAAGCAGAUGAUCUCUCGGAUGAAGGUCGAGCAAGGCAACAACUUUACGCUGAAGCUCGAAGCCAUGUUCAAGGACAUGACGAUCUCGGAAGAGCUGACAACAGGCUUUAAGGGGCAUGUGGCCAAGCUGGGCGAUGCGGAUGCGGCGCGUGCCGAGCUGGCCAUCAAUGUGCUUACGAGCAUGACCUGGCCGCUCGAAACGAUGGGCAGCUCUGGCGAUAAUGAAGAGAGCAGAAAGAUGCGAUGUAUCUUCCCGCCAGCAAUCGAGCGGAUCAAGAAGAGUUUUGAGAAGUACUACUCCGAUAAGCACUCUGGCCGCCAGCUCACCUGGCUCGCGAACAUGGGGUCUGCGGACCUCCGGGCCACCUUCCCAAAAGUGCAGACGAAGGAAGGUAUUAAAGAGCGCAAGCACGAACUUAAUGUCUCGACAUAUGCCAUGGUUAUUCUCCUCCUGUUCAACGACAUACCUGCCAGCCAGUCCAUUACGUUCGAAGAGAUCCAAGCGAAGACGAACAUCCCGACUAGCGAUCUGGUCCGCAACCUGCAAUCACUGGCCGUCGCGCCCAAGACGCGCAUCCUGAUCAAGGAACCCAUGUCCAAGGACGUGAAGCCAACGGACAGGUUCUCCUUCAACGAGGGCUUCUCGGGCAAGUUCCACAAGAUCAAGGUCGGAGUCGUCACGGCUGGGAACAAGGUCGAGACGGACAAGGAGAGGCAGAGUACCGAGGAGAAGAACAACGAGUCGAGAGGGUUCUGUAUCGAUGCCGCCGUUGUGAGGAUCAUGAAGCAACGCAAAGAACUUACCCAUCAGCAACUGGUGACGGAGACACUGAGCCAGCUAGCCACUCAGUUCAAGCCCGACAUCAACAUGAUCAAGAAGAAGAUCGAAAGCCUCAUCGAGCGCGAAUACCUCGAGCGUAUCGAUGAGGCCAAGGUGCCGUCUUACCGCUAUCUGGCGUAG